Molecule: messenger RNA, 4901 nt
Organism: Musca vetustissima
Lineage: Eukaryota; Metazoa; Arthropoda; Insecta; Diptera; Muscidae
Gene: AdamTS-A
Product: A disintegrin and metalloproteinase with thrombospondin motifs 9
Exons: 18
Coding region: 54-4796 (1580 amino acids)
Biological process (GO): proteolysis; extracellular matrix organization
Cellular component (GO): extracellular matrix
Molecular function (GO): metalloendopeptidase activity; zinc ion binding
Source: RefSeq, a predicted model, not a curated record
UGGUCAUCAAGAAAACCUGUGAAUGGUGGUUCUACCGCAAUAAAUGCAGCAACAUGUCGACCCAUUGGAAACAAAAUGCAUUUCUCAUACUCACCACCUGCCUAUUUAUACUCCUUGGUUUGAUAAUCUUUUUUUCACUGCCGGUCAAGGAGACAAUCACCACCAGACCACCACCUCUACACACAAACACAAUUAGUAACUGGUCAACAACAGCAACAACAAUCACUAGUAUAGCAAUAACAAAUCCCUCCCGAAGUGAGGAAAUAACAACAACGACGACGAGGACAACACCGACCCAUACGACGACGACAACGACGAAAACAAUCACAACGAUAGAUACAGUAGGUGAUGGAGGUGGCGGUGGUGGUGGUAGUAGUGAUAUCAUUGUAAAUGUUGACGAUAAACUUUACGAUAUAACCGAUAUUACCUCGUAUAAUAAUCAGACAUUUGAAGGUGAUGAAGAAUCCUGGGGUAUCGGUGAUGAUUUAUCAAAUGAUAUAGAAAAUGAUAUCGAAGAUAUUAACCAUAGUAUCCCUGAUGAAUAUACCAGUGAAUUUGUGACACCAAUUAAAUUUCACAAUUUUACAUUAAAUGCCGAAGAUUUGUUAUACGAAUCGAAACGCAAUUUAGAUAAUAGCAAUAAUAAUGAUUAUUAUUCCGCAUUUAGUGGUACGGGUACAUUUCGUAGUAAAUCUAGUCAAAUCUGGGAUCCACAUCCGGAAUAUAUAUUCAGUGCAUUUGGACAACGUUUGCAUUUGGUAUUACAUCAAGAUACCUCAUUUAUCCCAGCCGAAACAUUUAGGGUCAUUAACAUUUUAAAUAAUCGCAGCGAAGAAAUUGAUCUAGAAGAGGGACACUAUUUGGGCUGCUACUACAAAGGUCAUGUAGAAGGUGACGAUCAGUCAGCGGUGUCUGUGUCACUCUGUCACGGCAUGACGGGUUAUAUUAAAACAAGUUUCGGUACUCUGCUCAUACAACCGGAGAACAAUCAAACAUUUAACGAUUCACAUAGCCCCAAUGCCUCCGCAGCUACAUCUGAAAUCGUACACAAAGUCUGGCGACAUUCACGUCGCAAUGCCAGACAUACUGUCUCCGCUCUUGACAUCGAUUUAGGUGAAAUCGACAAACAACAGAGCAGCGGCGGCAAUAUGCCCAAGUUGAAGCGCAAGAAACGCAAUUACGAAGGCAAUCAAUAUACCAUUGAACUGUUGGUAGCCGUUGAUCGGACGAUGCGCGAGUUCCACAAAGAAGAUCUGACGCCAUACAUUCUAACGCUGAUCUCGAUAGUGUCAAAUGUUUUUGCCGAUGCCAGUAUCGGUAAUCCCAUCAAAAUUUCGGUAGCCAAUAUUUUGGUACUAACCGAUUUUAAGAAACGACGAAAAUCCGGUUCAUCGAAUCAGACAGUUUUGGAGGCGUUCUGUUCACAUGUAGCCACAAAUGGUUAUCACUAUGAUACAGCGAUGCUAAUAACAAGAGAUAAGAUUUGUCGCAAAGAUCGAGAAACCAAAUGUGAUACAUUGGGUUUGGCUGAACUUGGUACCGUUUGUCGUCGUAAAUCCUGUUCCAUUGUACAGGAUAAUGGUUUACCGGCCGCCUUUACCAUUGCCCAUGAAUUGGGACAUAUUUUAAAUAUGCCACAUGACGAUGAUUAUCGUUGCAAGCAAUUCAACAAACCCGGCGUGAAAAGACGUCGCCACAUCAUGUCCAGUGUUAUGGAACGUGAUAUUCAUCCAUGGUCAUGGUCGGAUUGCUCACGCCAUUAUGUCUCGGAAUUUUUUGAAAAAGAAGAUACCACCUGCCUUGAAGACACACCCACAAAAUAUGUACCCAAUUACAAUACCCUACAACCGGGACAAAUUUAUUCCCUCGAUCAGCAGUGUCAGCUAAUACAUGGCAACGAGUCAGUGUUUUGCCCCCACGAAGCCGAUUGCAAACGUUUGUGGUGUAAAUCCCACUAUAGUCACACAAAUUGCCGUUCUAGUCUACUACCCUGGGCCGAUGGUACACCAUGCAAUGAAAAUCGUUAUUGGUGUAUGAAAGGUGAAUGUGUACCACGUGAAGGUUAUCAACCGCAAGCAAUUCAUGGUGGUUGGGGUCCAUGGAGUUCAUGGUCACCGUGCAGUUUAACCUGUGGUGGUGGUGUACAAGAAAGUCAGCGCGAAUGUAAUAAUCCACUACCGAAAAAUGGUGGAAAAUACUGCAUAGGGGCAAGGAAAAAAUAUCGUUCAUGCAACACACAAAAUUGUCCACCGGGCACAAUGGAUGCUCGCGAACAGCAGUGUUAUCAAAUGAAUGGUCGCCGUUUUGGUAUUAAGGGUAUUGCGCCGGAUACGAAGUGGAUACCGAAAUAUGGAUUAUCAUCCCACGAUAAAUGCAAUUUAUAUUGCCGUGGUGAAAAUCGCAAUACCGGCUAUUUCCGCCUGGCUGAGAAAGUCAUCGAUGGUACCACAUGCUCCUUCGAUACAUUCGAUAAAUGCAUCAAUGGUGUUUGCCGGCCGGCUGGCUGUGACAACGAACUCAAUUCCAUAGCUAAAUUGGAUAAAUGCGGUGUUUGUGAAGGACGCAAUGACACAUGUCAAGAUAUUGCCGGACGUUUUUAUGUCUCUGAUUUAUUGAAAGUGCAAAAACCUAAAUCAUAUUUCUAUCAUGUUACCACAAUACCCAAAGGUGCCUCCAAUAUUGUUAUCGAACAACCCGGCAAUCAUAAUGAAAACUAUAUUGUAUUGCGUGAUGAUCAGGGAAGAUCCUUGAUGAACGGUGAUCAAUUGUUGACGGCCUAUCACAACAUUAGCUAUUAUGCUGGAGUUGCCUACGAAUAUAAUGGUUCGAAUAGUACCAUUGAGCGGGUCAAUACCACAUACACCAAGAAGCUGAAAAGGGAUUUACGAGUUGAGCUCCUCUCCCUAACCUCACACAAUCAACGGGACAAUGACACCCUACUCCUAACCUAUUCCUAUACGGUGGACAAAUCCACAAACUAUGUCGAACAAGAUGUCGAAAUCUAUCGUUGGGAAAUGCAGCAAUGGAGCGUUUGUGAUUCCCUGUGCCAGGGUACAAUGCAUCGGACACCAGUUUGCAUGAGUACCAGCCAGGGCAUACAGGUGGCACCAGAAUUCUGUGAUAUUCAAUCCAAACCGCCAACGGAAUACCGGGCCUGCAAUACAGAUUGUGUUUUGACUUUAAAUCUCACCGGCAUUUCGGAAUGUUCGGCCCAAUGUGGCCAAUUGGGUACACGUGAAAAGACCUACCAUUGCAUACAAACCUUUACGGAUUUUGGUCGUUCAAAUAUUGUCGAUUUGAAAUAUUGUUCGGCCAUUUAUGAUAUAAAAACACAUGAAGAAUGCCGCGAGGGCUGCUGGAAAUAUACGGACUGGAUGCCGUGUUCACGUUCCUGUGGUUAUGCCGUACGCACCCGUAGUGUAUCCUGUUACUUUAAUAACUCAUUUGUGCAUGAUGGUUAUUGUAAUUCGAAAACCAAAGCAAAUUUGCAUGAAAUCACCGCCAUUUGUGACCUAGAACCAUGUCCGACAUAUUCGGCACCUAAAAACUCACAUCUGCUGCUUAAUAAUUGGAUUGCAUCCGAUUGGGGAGAAUGCGAUGACAAAUGUGAAAAGAAUCGCACAGUAACAUGUCGACAUCCUCAGGGUAUCGGCUGCAGCAGUGACAAGAAACCCAUUAACCGAAGAAAAUGUUGCACCAUCAAAUAUGUUUCCAAUUGGUCAGCGUGUUCGGUACAAUGUGGCAAUGGGGUGCGGACAAAGGAAAUGCAUUGUGCCCGCGUCUAUAAGCCAGAAAUCAAGGGUGCGCCACGACGUCGUGAGUUUAUCGAUCCAAAUUAUUGUCGCCACCUACGCAAGCCCACACCCAAACGAAACCACAAACCAUGUAAGGUUAGCUGUAAAUGGUCCGUUUCCAAUUGGUCCCAAUGUCCGACCGAUUGCAGUGAAGAGUAUCAAUCACGUUCGGUGUAUUGCGAAUCGAUAGCUGGCAAUCCGAUAAAUCACAUGUACUGUGAUGCUUCGAAGAAACCACCCGAAAAGAAGAUCUGUAACAAUUGUGUUAAACGGGAAUACAAUACCUUGUCAAAAUGCAACUGUGAAGGCUAUCGCAGAAAGCGUAUCUUCUGUUAUGAUUCUCGACAUCAACGGAUACCCUGCCCCACCAAGGAAAAAGUCAUCAAAGAGAAAUGCCGACCACCAUCCUACUGUUAUCCAUCGUCUUGUUACGACUUGCGGCGCUUCCAUAAUACCCAUGAAGAUGGCGAGUACACCAUAUAUGUCCGAUCGAAACCGAAACGUAUCUAUUGCCACGACAUGGCAUCGACAUCACCCAAAGAAUAUGUAACGCUCAACUCAACCGAGAAUUAUUCAAUUUAUUACGAUCGUAAAACACGAAAUCCCGAUCAAUGUCCACCCGAUUCUAGGCAGUGGGAAUAUUUGGAACGGUCAUUACAAUCGGGUCGUACAUCAUUCCGAAAGAUUCGUAUCGAUAUAUUUAAGUUGCAGGUCAUUGUGGAUGAUUUUACGUUUGCCGAUUCGGUGGGCAAUCCACAACCAUACGGUUCGGCUGGUGAUUGUUAUAAUCGUCGGAAACAAUGUCCACAGGGUGAUUUCUCGAUAAAUAUUUCACAGACCGGUUUUCGAAUACGACAUGGUGUUAUUUGGGAGGCAUAUGGUAACCAUGUGAAAAUAAAGGAGUCGCCAUCGAAUUCUAUACAUUCUCAUCGAGCUUUGUGUGGCGGCUAUUGUGGUGGUUGUCGAAUUGCCGAUGAAGCACCCCUCUUCCUUGAUGUGUGAUGCUGCGGUUGACAAUGGGACAACUCAGCCCCCUUUCUUUUUUUGUGGGCAGUUUCACAAAACUGCAAUUGUUUGGUGCUAAAAACAAAACACAACUGUUUUCGA